CGCACAAUGCAAACGGUUCUAUCGUUAACGACAUCAGGCACGAUGCAAUCGAAAAACUCCUCAGAUUCGUCGCCAGAUACUACCAUGAUCGUGGGGACUGUCCGCGGCAGAGCCCGCCCACGAAAGGGACACACAAAAUCGAGAAAUGGUUGCAUCAACUGCAAGAGGCGCAGAGUGAAAUGCCCAGAGACGCUUCCAGAGUGUGAGAAUUGCAGGCGCCUUGGCAUGAAGUGUGAGUACUCAACGCGACGUAUUAUGAUGGAUGCGCCCUCCAGGCCACUUCAAUCGACACCUACCCAAUUCACGAUGGAUGAUCUGCGGCUAUAUCAGCACUUCAUCUUCCAUGCCUAUCCCCCAAUGCCUCUGAACGGAGAGCCGGUUUGGAAGGAAGUUGCUGCUAUGUCUCAUAAUUUUGAUUUCCUAGUACAUGCUAUGCUCGGGUUGGCAGCAUCGCAUCUGUCUUUAAGUGGCGACACAGACUACACUGCCCAAGCACUAAGCCAUCGAGUUCACGCCAUCACACUACUAAAUCAAGCCUUGAGCAAACCAUGCAAAUCUAAGGUUGAAGCAGACGCCCGAAUCGCCACAGUUAUGACUCUCAUUUUCCAGUCCUCUUAUAUGUUUGAAGGCAUGGUGGAGUUCAUUAUCAUGAUCCGGGGCUGCAGGGCAGUUUCCGAUGCGAUUCUUCCCCGCUUAGAGAAUUCUCUGUUCGAAGGCUUUACCGCUGAGAGUCAUAAUAAGCACGUCUUAUCCCUUAACCCUGUAGAUGUUGUUGGAGAAAUAGCCGAUAUCCUAGGUGAAGGGUUGGUCGCAGUCAGGCGUCUGAGGCCGAUUUGUCAGAGCGUUAUAGAAGUCAAAUACCUCGGUAUUCUAGAAAGAAUUUUGGAAAUCGCAAAAAGCUCGCCCGUACAAGCAUUUACGGAAGCCGCCCUGGCGUACGCGAUGUUUGGCGAGCUGGAACAGAACGAGUUCAAGCACUUCACCAACCGACGAAAUUAUGCUGCGCAAAUUAUCAUAGUCCACUUUUUUAUCAUCGAGUAUAUUGUCGCGACUGUCGCGAUGGCGUCAAUUAUGGGAUCUUUUCCCUUUCGGAGGGCUAUUAUUUCAGCAUGGGCAUUAAAAGUUGCAGAAAAUGUGCCCUCUAACUAUAAUAUAUAUAUGAGCUGGCCGCUGGAGUUUGCCAAAUCUGACCGCCUGAGACUCAAAUCUGGCUGACAGCCUUGUUGUCUUAAGACUUUUAUUUGGGCAGAGAUGAG
This is a messenger RNA of Fusarium odoratissimum NRRL 54006, 1256 nucleotides long. RefSeq lists its product as uncharacterized. NCBI's taxonomy places the organism in Eukaryota, Fungi, Ascomycota, Sordariomycetes, Hypocreales, Nectriaceae. Gene Ontology annotation, molecular function: DNA-binding transcription factor activity, RNA polymerase II-specific; zinc ion binding. Gene Ontology annotation, biological process: regulation of transcription by RNA polymerase II. The transcript is spliced from 3 exons. The record is from RefSeq and is a predicted model, not a curated record. Bases 7 to 1215 code for a protein of 402 amino acids.